AUGGGAGACAUUCCACAAUUUGCAUUCGAUCCAACAACUCCGGUAAAACAAGAAAACUUUUUCCAACGAAUAAUCUCCUCGUUUAAACGAGCACCAGCAAACGAUGAAGGAGCACAGGAGAAACCCACCGAUGCAGCUAUCACUACUGUAUCGAAUGAUGAAAGUAGCUUAAAACGUACAUUAACAGCUCGUCAUUUGCAAAUGAUUGCCAUUGGUGGUUCGAUCGGUACAGGUCUAUUUGUUGGUAGUGGUUCUUCGUUUUCGACCGGUGGUCCGGCAUCAGUUCUCAUUGGAUUUCUCAUGGUCUCAGUCAUGCUUUAUACAGUUGUACAUGCUCUCGGAGAACUAACAGUUAUGUAUCCUGUACAAGGUUCAUUUACUGUAUAUUCUACACGUUUUUUGGAUCCAGCAUGGGGUUUUGCAAUGGGAUGGAAUUAUGCAUUGAGCUGGCUUAUUGUUUUACCAAUUGAAUUAUCCGCAGCUGCGAUUGUAGUUGACUAUUGGAAGAACAGUGUACCUGUAGGAGUCUGGAUCACUAUCUUUUUCGUUCUCAUUAUUAGUAUUAAUUUAUUUGGCGUUAGAGGCUAUGCUGAAGCCGAAUUUCUUUUUGCAUCAAUAAAAGUUCUAGCCAUCGUCGGAUUUAUUAUUCUAGCCAUUGUCAUUGAUGUUGGCGGCACACCUACUCAUCAUUAUUUCGGUGCCGAGACCUGGCAUAAUCCUGGUGCAUUUAACAAUGGGUUUCAUGGUCUAUGUACAGUCUUUGUUAGUGCUGCAUUUUCAUUCAGCGGUACGGAACUCGUCGGCUUGGCUGCGGCUGAAACGGCAAAUCCUCGAAAAACACUGCCACAUGCUACGAAACAAGUUUUUUGGCGCAUGUCUAUGUUUUACAUCAUAAGUCUUUUACUGAUCGGUUUUAUCGUUCCAUAUAACAAUGCUCGUCUAUUGAAUGCCGGCGGUGGUAACGCAGCAUCAGCCAGCCCAUUUGUUAUAGCAAUUGAUUUAGGCGGCGUUAAAGUUUUGCCUGAUAUUUUUAAUGUUGUCAUUUUAACAGCAAUUUUAUCCGCUGGCAAUGCAUCAACCUACGCAUCGUCACGAACGAUUGCAGCAUUAGCUGGUGUUGGACAAGCACCAAAAAUAUGUGGAUAUAUUGAUAGGAAAGGGCGACCGAUGGUGUCAUUACUGGGUUGGAAAUAUCAUGGUCAUAUGUUAGAUGAAAUACCGUUUCGUUCUGGUGCCGGUGUUAUCGGUUCAUGGAUCGGUUUAAUUCUAAACAUUCUUUGUUUAAUUGCCCAGUUUUAUGUUGCUAUUUGGCCCGUUGGUGAUAAUGUCAAACCAAGUGCAAAGGCCUUUUUUAAUGCGUAUUUAGCUGUACCUGUUGUCAUUCUAUUUUAUGCGGUUUAUAAAAUUAUCUACUGGAAAACAACUUCAAUUAUUACAAAUGGAAAAAUGGAUGUGUUAUCAGGACGACGACAAAGUGAUUUAGAUGAAAUUGAAAAGGAAAAGAAUGAAGAGAUGCCCCAUAAAGGAUUUUUUAAACGAAUUUACGAAUUUUGGUGUUAG
This is a messenger RNA of Didymodactylos carnosus, 1560 nucleotides long. The record is from the annotation of a GenBank genome assembly. Lineage: Eukaryota; Metazoa; Rotifera; Eurotatoria; Philodinida; Philodinidae.